AUGGUUAAAAUUUGUGACGAAACACAGCCAGUAUUUGAUGACAUACCCUAUGGUAUACAACCGGCAAUUACCUCAUAUUUAAAAGGUGCACCACCAAAACCAGAUAAAUUUUAUGAAUCGUUUUUUAAUUUUCUUAAAAGUUUACAAAUGGGUGUAAAAGGUGUAUUAAUUGAAUAUGGAGAUAUACUUCCAUUAGAAGAAAUUUUUGCUGAUGUUGGUCAUCAAGCUGGUUACACAAAAUCUGAUAUAAAAUUAAUAAAAAAAGCUGCAAAAGAAAAUGAAAUUGAAAUAAUUCCACUUAUUCAAACAUUUGGUCAUUUAGAAUGGAUUCUUAAAUUAGAUAAAUUCAAAUCAUAUCGUGAUCAUCCUAAUUUACCAUUAGUUAUUUCACCAUGUCUUAAUGCUACUUAUGUUUUACUUCAAGAUCUUUUACAACAAACACUUGACAUGCAUCCUAAUAGUAAUAAAAUUCAUAUUGGUUGUGAUGAAGUUAUGUUAAACAAUGUUCAUGAUGAAUGUUAUAUAAAACAAAUGAAUAAAUCUGAAAGAUAUAUUGAUCAUAUUCAAUGUAUUGUUAAUAUUGUUCAUCAAAUUCGACCUGGAAUUCGUGUACUUAUUUGGGAUGACAUUCUUCGACAUGAUGAAUUUACUAAAAAUGACAAAUUGCUUAGUCAACUAAAAGGUCUUGUUGAACCUGUUUCAUGGAAUUAUGUUCCAACAUUUCAUGAUUACUACAAAACUUUAUCUGCUUGGAAGAUUUAUCCAAAAUUCUUUAAUAAUAUUUGGGCUGCAAGUGCAUUUAAAGGUGGUGUUGAUCGUUUUUAA
Rotaria sordida is the source of this 825-nucleotide messenger RNA. NCBI's taxonomy places the organism in Eukaryota, Metazoa, Rotifera, Eurotatoria, Philodinida, Philodinidae. The record is from the annotation of a GenBank genome assembly.